GAGGACGCUGAAACACACUCCAGAAGAUCAGUGUGAGAUAUGCAAAUGACAGCGUGUGAAAGGUCAUAAACCCCCACAGAACCGGCAUUAAACAACCGAUAGCAUUUAUAGCGUUAUCCCAAAAAGAAAUUGGCUGCAAGAUAUUUUUUGAUUUUGUGUCACUCGUUGCCAUUUUCACAGUUUUACGAGUAGAAGGAAAUUAAGUGCAUUAAUGCAAGAUGAAUGAUGAUAUGUGCAGAAAAUUAACAAUUAUGAAAGAUUCCUUUGUCACAGUCCCAUCAAGGCACUAUUUUCUGUAAAGCUGCUUUGAAACAAUAAAUAUAUUGUGAAAGUGUGAUACAAAUUAAUCUCCUGUGACAGUGUUUCAGGUUAUGUGAUCGAUCAGUUAAUACUAGCUGUUUCAUAGGCUGCUUAGUGUUAAAUAUGGUUGUGUUCAUUCGAGAUAAUACUUUAAUAUCUUAGUAUGAUUGUGUUGUUGUUGCUUUGGAUGACGAAUUGAGGUAGACACACGUUAAUUUUGGUGACUAAUGAGUAAUUGCAGUAUGAUUAAAUGUUGGAUCUGUGUUGAAAUUAUAUAUGAAUAAAUCCCUAGUUAAGUUUCCAUCCACAAAAUGCGCAUUUUGGGAUAUCACAUAAAAAGAGCCCGAUUGAAGAAACUUAUAUUACUGAUAUUUUUCCCAGGAAGUGAUUUUGUUCUCUUGAACACACGAGAUGGAAACGCUGCUUUAUUCGCAAAUGUUUUAUGAAGAUUCAAACCCUUUUCUGAACAGUAAAGUAACAUGCACAGAUGUUUCUGAGUAUCUGAUUUCUGCUUCUGAAUCUCUUCAUUGGCUUCUUUAAGAAAGUUAUUGAUCAUAAAGCAUAAAACAAACAGCGAUCAUCCGCGUACGUCUCUCACACUACAGGAGGGUUUCACUCCAUUGACUUUAAUGAAGGCUUCCCACUGCAGCUGAAAUUUCCCUUGAGAUUCAAGAUCCUUUAACUUUUCAGAUGAUAUUUGCACACAGGAAGCUAAAAGAAUCCAGAAGGAAGCUGUGCUGAAAUGAUACCAUGCCCACACACACUCAUCUAAUCUUCCCUAUGAUAAUUGAUUUCUACAGGUAGCAGGUGAAAGUAUAUAUAUAUAUAAAUUGAAGGGAUUGGGAAAGUCAUGUUUUUAAUGCAGAGUAUCUGCUCAGAUAACCGUAACUAUUCAAACAUGUAAAAACAGCAUAAUAUGAAUGUUCACAGUCUUCAGAGGUUUGUUUGGCCUGAUCAGUGCUGAUCCUGCAUACUAACGCUCUAUAUACAAAUGACCCACGACAUCAGAGAUAAUCCUCAGCAAGAUGUUCAGUGUGUGUGUGUGUGUGUGUGUGUGUGUGUGAGACAGAUUCUUCUGUGCUGAAGCUCUAUGUGCUGCUCAGCAUGUUGCUUAAGGGUCUAUUGAUGUGUGUAUUGAUGAAUCUGCCAGUCACCGGUUCAGUCAUCGCUCAUUCUAAACAAUGUUCCAUUCAAUUGUGUUAAAUUUAUGUGAUUCCAUAGGCAUACAAUGACCCAAGAGACUACAGAUAUGUUUUAUGUGCCCCAGAUGUUUCUUAGUUUCAGCCUUCAUCACUGAUUCAAUAGGUUGCUCUCACUAGUCGAUACGGCACUAAACUUUCUGUAAAUGAGAGAUUGAACCGACUACCUUAAAGGGAUCGUUCACCCAUUUACUCACCCACAUGCCAAUCCAAACAUGUAUGACUUUGUCUUCUGUGCAACACAAAAUGUCUCAGUGUUUCGUUUUGUUUUGUCCUUACAAUGUCAAUGUCAAAGUCAAAGGGCUCCCAACAUUCCUUAAAAUAUCUUCUUUUGUGUCCUGAACAGGUUUGGAAAGACAUGAGGGAGAGUAAAUGUUGAUAGAAUGAUAAUUUUUCAGCAAACUAUGCUUUUAUCACAAUUGAUUCAGUUUUCCUUCAUGUGUGUUUGUUGCCGUUUUGAUAAUGAAAUGUGUUUACAGUUUUCUGUCUGUUUACCUCACAUAAUCUCAUUGCUUUCAGCUAGUCUCUAGUUUAAACUGAAUAUAUACUGAGGUUUACAUCUUCACCUUGAAUCAUCUUCAUCUCUUCAGCUGCACUCGGCUCUGAUGCUCCAUUAAACUACAUGAAAUGAAGCCUUAAAAUGAUUUGCUUGUAGCCUUCAGCUUAUAGUUUAAUCUACAAGCAUAAAGAGAGACUUCAUCACCCAGCCAUACUGACCACACAACAAACUCCAAUGAAGAAUCGAUUUAUGGAACACAAGUUCUGCCCCACAUCCCGUCCAUCAUGUGGCAUCAUGAUCAAUGUCCUGCUCUAAAGAGCAACUGACCUGGAAAGUUAACCAGAACUCCUGUUAGACUUUAUCAGAACACAGGGUUUGUUCUCUGUGUGUCCAACCAACAAAGACUGGGUUUAUUCACCUAAUAUUCAGUAUGUUUUAACGUAUGUACGUGUUUGUCCUUGCAGAGCUGGGAGAGCGUUUUAGAAAGUGUGUCAGUUCGGCCACUCGUCACAGGAGGUAAUUGCAUGUAGGGCGACGGUGCAAGGGAGGACUGUCAAAAUCUGGCCAGCCCAGCUCAUCAUGAUCCAGUUUUCCAUACAAACAAAAGAUGCAGAACGGCUCGUCGAAAACAGGAAGAGGGGUUAUGGUCAACGGGACGGCAUCCACCCUAAAGAGGCAGCCGAGGCCCAAGACGGCAUCCGGCAGGCAGGAACGCGGCUCCUGUUCAUCCACUGCCUCUUGUCCUGUAUUCUCGGGAUGCGACCUAGACGAAGAGCCGCCGCCACGUUGUCCGUCCAGCCUUUCCUCACCCACCCUACACGGUUCCACCUCAAUGAAGGGCUCGGUCUCCAGCCUGCAAGGAUCCCUGUCAAGCCUAAAGGGUUCGGUGACCAGCCUCAAGAGCUUUCCUACAUCCUCGGCACUGCAGGGUUCCAGCCUGAGUCUGCGCAGCUCCAGCUCCAGCCUGCGCAGCUCCAGCCCCAGCCUGCGCAGCGGCAGCUCCAGUGAGGACGACAGCUGGGACACCAACAGCUGGAGCUCCGGCGCCACCUGUCUGCUGCGUAGCUCCAUUAAGCAGCACAGCGAGGAGGUUUUCCGGGUGCGCGCCGGAUCGGCGAGCCAACCAGGGGGUACGAGCGAUUCAGAGACCGGCUACCAGAACUCCGACAGCUGUCCAGGAUCAGAGAGCCAGGAGGGAGAGGAGCAGGCGGUGGAAGACCGCAGGGAUUCGACAUCUUCCACUGCUUCUACAGCAUCUACUGACUUAGAGCAGAAGAUAGAAGAGAAGCUCAAGUUCUCUCAGUUUCUAGAUGAAGUGACAUGCAGGGUGCUGGACCCGGAGUGUCUGCAAGCCUUCGGCGCGCCCGUCCGUCAGAAGGAGCCGCUUGUAACUUCGUCUCUCCAAUGCCUAAAUCUAACUCCAGUUUCCAGUCCCCUCACCUGCAGGACUUGGUUUGCUUCCAGUAGGGAUUCUGCCAAUGUUUCUGUGUACAAGUGGGCCAAGUGCAUGCCGAGCUGCAAGAUUCUGGACGCCAGCGAGACCCUGAGAAAGACUCAAGAGGAAUCGGAAACAUUAGGAAGGACCUACCUAGAGACUGACAUCGACCGAGUAAGGAGGGAAGAUGAAGUGAGCUCCACACAUCAAAGAGACGUGGAGAAUAGAACUUUACAGCUGAGAGGCGAAUCUUCUCGCAGAUGCACGAGUCUGGUUUCAAAGCGCUCAGACGGGGCGCCGCAACCGCCGUACCGCUCCACCUCGCUACCGAGACCCGUUGUGAGCAGCAUCGCGGUGAGUCUUGACCCAUAAACCCUGUUGAAAUAGGGCUUGAAACAAUUGCAUUACAACUAUAAAAGUCAGAUGUUUUGUGUUCUAGCUCAUUUUUUGAAUCGCUAAUGAAUUAGUUGAUUGCUCAUUUAUUCCUGUUGCUCUUUGUUUCCUUUCUGAAGGAACUGGUUUGGAUUUUUCUGCUGUAUUGGUAUGUCAGGUGACCAAAGUGCUUUGUUAACGUUCCCACUAAGUUAUGAAAACGUUAUUUCUGAAUGUUCUCUGAAUGUUCAAAAUGUUUUAACAUUUUGAAUGUGGAAACAUUCAAUUUUAUCAUUCUUCAAACAUUAUGGGAACGUUACUUUUGAACAUUCUCUAAACAUUCUGAAACCAGCAACAUUUAAAAAACGUUUGAGGAACAGAUGAACGUCCAACUAAAAAAAUAAAAAUUCACCAUGAACGAUGUAUAAUGUUUUUGUGCUAAUGUUUUGAAAACAUUAUUAAAGACCAGAUAACUUUUAACGAACGUUCUAUUAUUGUUACUGGAAGAACGUUUGUUCAUAACUUUGAGAGAACCUUGCCAGAACGUUCCCUGUUAGCUGGCAAGUGACCAAAUGCAAGUUACUUUUGCUUUAUAAAAUAUUUCAUCCUUUAAAACAAUGUGGAAGGCUCUUCUCAAACGUUAUUUUGAGGUCACAGGAGUAAUCGAGCCCAUCGCUGCUCUGUGACAGCACAUUAAAAAUACAUCAGCGUUUCUUAUUAUUCACACUGAAGCCGCCACUGUCUGGACACACUUCUCUCAUCUGCCGGGGAACAGCAGCCCUAUUAAUAAUUCAUUUGGUUCUUUUUUGAAUGGAAGUGCAAAUGUCAUCUUAAAGGCUGUGCAGUGCUGGAACAACAGAAACGACACAAACCGUGGAUCGACUCACUGCCACAACAACGUCUGAACAGAAGAAAUCAUCAUAAUCUCUCUGUUGCAUUACGAGCAGUGCGACUGAAGCAGUGAGUCUGGGCUGGUUUGGCAGACAGAGGAUGGAUUCAGACCAUCUGGAUAACAAGCGAUUUUGUCACUCAGAAAUAAAUGCAUUGAGAAAACAGUGUGUGACAGGGAAUGAUGAGCGUUCAGCUGUGAAGGGAGUUAUUCAGUGUUUGUGAACAGUGGAUCGUUGCCAUAUGACAGCUUUGGUUUCUGCGUUAUGAAGAUGUUCUGCAGGAAAUGCUCGUCCCAGAGUGACGCUGCACGAGGUCUCUGAUGGAGACGCUUGUGGCAGCAGGUAAAGACGCUCUUCUCUUCUCUUCUGUUGAAUGUGUCGGUCAUCCUCCCUCCCUCCUUCUGUCUCUGUAGCGUCUCAGUCUGAGCUCAGGCUCGUCUCGUGCUGUGUGAAUGUUGACGUGUGUUUAGAGGUAGAACACGCUCAUCUGAUCAUGACACGCAAGCUUUACAGACGGUGAGUGGACACACGGGAAGAACUGCAUGUUUUAAUGUGUGAGUUGACUGCACUUCAUUGUGUGUUUGAGAUUCUCUGAGUCUAAUAUCUUACUGGUACUGUAUCUUGUAAACUAUUGGAGAAUGAUGUUACUGAUAGUAGUACUUCUGUGCUUCAAUAUGAUGAGUAAACGCUGCUCAUUUGAUGGAGAUUCAUAAGCUCUAAAUGAUCCUUUUUUACAUUUACAUUUAUUCAUUUUGCAGACACUUCUAUCUAAAGUGACUUACAAAUGAGGAAUACAGCAAGAGAUUUAUCUUAAAGAGGCAAAUAAACACAAGAAGUGCUCAUAAUACUAAGUUUCAGACAUUGCUUAGAGUAGCAUAAGCUGGAAUAGGGAGGGAUUAAGGGAAAGUGAAAGCAUAGAAUUUAUUUUUUUAUGAUGAGGUUAAGUGCUCAUGGAAGAGAUGAGUUUUCAGCUGUCUUUUGAAUAUUGUCAGGGAUUCUGCAUUCUGGAUGAAGGCGGGGAGAUUGUUCCACCAGCAAGGAACAGUGAACAAAAAUUUUCUGGAGAAUGAUUUCAUGCCUCUCUGUGAUGGUACCACAAGCCGUCGCUCAUUUACAGAUCAUAAGAGCAAGUGGAAGUAGGAGUGCUGAGCCUGAGGUAGAUCUGUAAGCAAGCGUCAAUGCCUUGAACUUGGUUAGGUCAGUCAUCAAAGAUUACUCCAAGAUUUCUGACUGAUCUUGAUGGGGUAAUUGAUGAUGUACCUAGCUGGAUGGUGAAAUCAUGCUGUAGAGUCGGAAGCUCAGUCUUUGCCAGGUUGAGCUGCAGGUGAUGUUCUUUCAUCCAUGCCGAGAUGUCCACCAGACAGCUUGAGAUUCGUGCAGCUGGAUGAAAUGAAAGUAAGAGUUGUGUGUCAUCAGCAUUGCAAUGGUAGGAGAAACCAUGUGCCUGUAUGAUGGGACCCAGUGAUGUAGUGUAUAUGGAGAAGAGGAGGGGUCCAAGCACUGAACCCUGAGGAACCCCCGUGGUCAGUUGAUGAGCUUUGGAUACCCAGAAAGACCUACCUGUGAGAUAGGAUUCAAACCAGUGAAGUGGAGCUCUUGUGAUGAUUAGAGGGUGGACCGAAGGAUCUGAUGAUUCACUGUGUCAAAGGCAGCAGAUAGAUUCAGCAGAAUGAAAACUGAUGAUUUGGAAUCAGCCUUCGCAAUCCACAGGGAUUCAGUGACCGACAGUAGUGCAGUCUCGGUUGAAUAGCCGCUCUUGAAACCAGAUUGGUUGACGUCCAGCUGGUUAUUCUGUGAGAGGAAAGACGAUACCUGAUUGAAAACAACCCGUCCAAGUGUUUUCGCUAUGAACGGUAGGAGAGAGACAGGUCUGUAAGUAUCUACAAGUCACUUAAGUGUUUAAUGUGGGGUUUUUAAGCAGUGGGGUUACCCGAGCCUGCUUGAAUGUGGGAGGGAAAAUACCAGUGCGGAGAUGAAUCCAGGUCUCAUUCAAGCCCAAGAUAUUGAGAAUGGAUUGAGUUGCAAAGGUAGGAAUGAAGUCUGCCUUGUUGACGGCAGACUGACAAUUCCAGAGACCCACAGAAACAGAAGUGCGAAUAGAAAGCAGAUUAGCAGUAUUGUGCUGCCUUCUGUUUACUGUUUUUUGUGAGGAUAUUUUCAGAUGUUUUUCCCUCAAAACCAAGCACAUGUUUUUGAUCUUCUUCCGCUCUGAUUGAGACUCUUUUAAAGUUGUCAUGAAAGGGAAGUUGCGCUGGUCUUUUCUUCCCUAUUGUGACAUAUCUGAGUGAAACACUUCUCAAACAAGAACAAAUGUAGGGCGGGGCUUGAUUUUGUCUGUGGGGAAUUGAUUGGAUGGUUGUGGUUUGCUAUUGGUGGAUCUCAUGUGAGUGACAGGUUGCCCCUCCCUCGUCAUCAGAGAAGAGAAGAGAUGCUGAAGGGAGGAGGGAGGAGAAGAUAUUCUGAUUCAAGAUUACCAGGAAUAAUGAUGCUGAUAAAUUAUUUAGAAUAAACACUGCAAUAUUCCAUAAAAAACAAGUCAGUUUUGAUUUUUAUGGUGACUUUAAACAGCGCUACAGAGAGCAGCAUCUGACAGGUACGACAUAAAUGCCUGGGGCUUCAUUAGAUGUUGAGGAUUGGAGGUUUUCAGGUUGUUUUUUGAUGUUUUUCUUCAGAAACACUUGAUGGUUCAUGCAGCUCAUUGAGUGCAUACUGAAAUAUUAGACCACAGUCUGUAAAUCUGCAGACUGUCUUAUGCAUGUUUUAUCUUAUUUUGAACUAUUCAUCCAUGCAUAAGACUUUUUUUGAUCUUGCAAUAUUCUACAGUGAAAAGACUUUCUCUCAGGUGACGUAUGCUGGUCUUCUCCACUCAUUUAGUGUGCUUAAACUCCGCCCCUUUCUCACAAUCUACUGCAAGCUCACAUUCAGACCCGCCUCCAUUUUUGAGUGUCACGCCCACAUCUCAACAUCCAAUCAACAAGUGACGCAUAGAACCAAGACUCGAUAUCUGCAGUCCUUUUGCUUCUCCAGUAAAAGUAUCCUGAUUUAAGAAUGUAUGAAACCAGUCAAAAGCAUCAUGUUUUUGAGAGCAGCGGUGAUUUUUGCCAGUAGGAGACACGCGUCACUGAUGUGAAUCAGAUGGUCAUACGGUCGUGUCUCUGGUGUUUUUCUGCACUAGCAACAUGUUUAUUUGUUAUUCCAGCUUCACAGAAACCUGUCAGGAUCAAGCUUCAGAAACUCUGUUUCAUUGACGUGUGGAGGAUGAGAAGAAAACAGGAGCAAAACAAAAGAGCUCCAGUGUGAAGCAGCUGAUAAACAACCGCAGGCCUGAGCGUCAGUCUGACAGGACUAGAGCUCUGGUGAAGCGAAUGGUUUUGAAGACAAAUAAUAAUGUUCAGAAUACGUCUGUAAUGCAAACCUGCAGUUUUAAGGAAACAGCACGUGUGUCUCGUGUGUGUCUGUAUGUUGUUGUGAUAUUGUACAAUGAUGUGCUGAAUAUUCUUGACCCGGUCGUCCAUCCGUCUGUGUGUCUGUUUGUGAUUCUGCAGGAAACACUCACAAACACACUAAGAAAAACAUGAAAAAGAUUUAUAUUGGGAAAACUGCAGUGAAAGCACCAAGAAAUGGUGGUAAACAUCAGAAGAGAAGGUAAGAGUGAAGAGAGAGAGAUUCAAUCCAUCAAUCCAUUCAUCUAAAUGUCAUCUGCACUCUUGAUCAUCUGACCCUGUUAUGAUCGAUCCGUCAGGCAGGUAAACGCCACUCAAAUCCAGUUACGGAAAGCUAGACAUCAGUGACAUCCUUUCCUGAUCCGUAUCGCCACAGUGAACAUUAAAGACAAAUGAAAAACAGCUUUCUCUAACUGGAAAUUAUACGUUUGAAUCACACACACACACACACACAC
Molecule: messenger RNA, 8593 nt
Organism: Ctenopharyngodon idella (grass carp)
Lineage: Eukaryota; Metazoa; Chordata; Actinopteri; Cypriniformes; Xenocyprididae
Exons: 2
Coding region: 2606-3805 (399 amino acids)
Source: RefSeq, a predicted model, not a curated record